Siniperca chuatsi (mandarin fish) is the source of this 3019-nucleotide messenger RNA. RefSeq names its product ataxin 3 (gene atxn3). Lineage: Eukaryota; Metazoa; Chordata; Actinopteri; Centrarchiformes; Sinipercidae. Gene Ontology annotation, molecular function: cysteine-type deubiquitinase activity. The transcript is spliced from 11 exons. Gene Ontology annotation, biological process: protein deubiquitination. The record is from RefSeq and is a predicted model, not a curated record. Gene Ontology annotation, cellular component: nucleus. Bases 112 to 1170 code for a protein of 352 amino acids.
GCCAUAAAACUUUACGUAGAAGAAGAAGACCCCAGCCACUAGAGGGCGCUGGUCGAGAGUGUCCCUGCUUUUCAUGGUGAUGAAUGCAGCGGGGCUAGAGGUCAGAGUUGAAUGUUUGACAGAAAGCUGAAUAUGGAUUCCAUAUUUCACGAGAAACAAGAGGGCUCUCUUUGCGCCCAACACUGUCUCAACAACCUUCUGCAGGGUGAGUAUUUCACUCCUGUAGAUCUGUCCUCCAUCGCUCAUCAGCUUGAUGAAGAGGAGAGAAUGAGAAUGGCUGAGGGAGGUAUGGCCAGUGAGGAGUAUAGGACCUUCUUACAGCAACCAUCUGGGAACAUGGAUGACAGUGGGUUCUUUUCAAUACAAGUAAUUAGCAAUGCUCUGAGAGUGUGGGGCUUGGAGCUAAUUCUCUUCAACAGCCGGGAGUACCAGAGCCUGAUGAUAAAUCCAAUAAAUGAGAAAGCCUUCAUUUGCAACUACAAGGAGCACUGGUUUACUAUACGCAAACUUGGACAACAGUGGUUUAACCUGAAUUCACUACUGACUGGACCAGAGUUGAUAUCAGACACCUAUCUAGCCCUUUUCCUUGCACAGUUACAACAAGAAGGUUAUUCCAUAUUUGUGAUCCGAGGAAACCUCCCUGAGUGUGAAGCAGAGCAGAUCCUUGGGAUCAUGAGAGUGCAGCAGCAGCAGCGGCCAAGGCUUAUUGGAGAGGAUGAGGCCCAGACAAGUGCAGGCAGGUCAGCAGCACUGAGCCAUACAGAGAUGGGCUUUGGUGUGGAGGAUGAGGUUGUAGAUGACGAUGAAGAGCUGAAGAGAGCUCUGGCACUCAGCAGACAGGACAUAGAUGUGGAAGAUGAAGAAGCUGAUCUUCGCAGGGCCAUACAGCUCAGCAUGCAAGGAGCAGUGAUGAGCAACAAGUCCUCAGAGUCUGAAAUGGGAAAUGUGAAAUCAGGGAGCCAGUUAGCAGGGAGUGCAGGAGGACAAAAAGGCCAGAAUGACACACUCACGGCCGAGGAACUGCGGAAGAGGAGACAAGCCUAUUUUGAUCGGCAGCAGCAACACGCUCACCCGAACAUUCCUCAACAACCAGACACAAAAUCAACAGGUGGUUCAGGAACAGUUAACACUGGCUCUAAAGAAGACCACCAACAAAAGCCCAGCCAGUGAAGAAAGUGUGAAAGGUUUGCCUAUGUUGUUUACCAGCUGCCACGAUUGGCAACCCCAUACAGGGGUAGCUUUGCUCCUUCCUCUAACCUUUUGCACAUGCGAACAUAAGGACAGUCAGAAGGCUGACACGUUUCCCUUGGUUAGUUCGCUGACAGGCUAUAGAGAGGAGAACAACGACAAAGAAAAGCAGAAGUUAGUCUAAUCUAACUCACUGAGGCUGGGAAAAGGGUGACCACAGAACUCAUGAUGCAGUUAAUCCAAGUUUGCAAUUGCCUUUUUACCAUGGCGCCUUCUAUUUCUAUUGUAUACUGUUUUUUUAUUCAAAUUUUUCCUCUGGAAGAGAUGGAAAGGAAUCUUCAGCAUACAAAGGGUGUGUUUACUUGAGUGGGGGUGAAUACAUACAGAGAUGGGUGUUCUGUGAAAGCCAUAGGAGACCAAUGUUAAGACCAGAGAUAGAUAAUGACAGAGCCUCCUUCCUUUACAUUGGACUUGCGUUUGUAGGACAUGAGAUGUGAUUCCAACGCCUGCCCCACCAGAACACCAUUGUAGUUUUGAAAUAAUUUAUUGUUGCAGUGUACUGAAAUAUCCUUUAGCCAGCUGCACUGACAUGUGUGGGUCAUUUAUUCCUGACACCAUCAAUCAUUUUACUUGUGAAUGUGAGCUCCCACCGUAUUUAGACAACAACAUAUUUUUGAUGUUGUGGCUUUGUUUUUACCUUAAGUGUAAAAGUAGGCAUAAUGAAUAAUGUAAGAUUACACAGCUCACAAACACUUCAUUUAAGGGUGUUUUCGAUGGACAGUGAACAAAAUAAUUCUAUAGAGCUAUUUGCUGAAUCUAAGAUACUUUUGACUGAUACAUAUUUUUCAUAUCUUGUCCAGAAUAAGUUGACCUGUAAUGGGGAGCAAAGAAGCAAUCUGUAAACACCAUGAAACUGCAGCUGAUAGAUAGAAUAUGUUGUUAAUUUUCCCAGCACAGUAUGAUCACUUAAACCCCCCAAAAACGUCUGGUAUGUCCAACCAGCCUAACUUCUAUAUGACUUCAUCUGUUAUUUCUCUGUAUAGGGAAUUAAUUAUAAAGAAAAGAUUAUUAAAAUGAUCAUUCUCCUUUUGACGCACCUUCACAAACCAUUGAUAGUUUUACUCUCGUAUAUUACAGCCCCUGAAAUACUUGUUUAAUUGCGCUGAUUUGACUGAUUUGAGCAAUGUUGUACACAUUAGCCAUUGGCUGAUUUGGAAAUAUCCAAAUCUCAUAAUUUGUAUAUUAUAAAAUCCAAAGAGUGAAACAAAACAUCAAAAAUGUGUCACCAUGCAUACACUUUAAAGUGUUCAUUGUAUUUUUUUGCAUUUGUUUCUGACUUGUUUAGAAUCUCUCUUAUUUUCCUCUACAAGCUUCCAUUCAGUCCUGAAAACCAAAAUCUGGUUACAACACACAAUGUUGACGAAGAAACCACGUUACAGCAUUACAACAGUGAAAUUUGUUUACAAUUAUUAUGUUUUCUGGAACCGAUGACCGUUCGGCAUGGAUAUAUCUUGAAGCCUCCACGAAAGUAUUGGCUGUCAUGCAAUGUUUGACUUCUUGUGCUGGAUGACUUCCAAGAAGAUUCCCUGAUUUUGUAAUUUUUUUCCUUUCCUUUGGAUCUGUUAGGCAUUUUUUUUUCUAUUUAAAAUGCACUUGUGAAAGAGUAUAUAAAAUGUUAGCAGUUGGGUUUUUAUCAUUCCAUUAUUUUCACUCACUACAUUCUUACAAUAAGUACUCACCAUUUUUAUUAGAUUUCACAUGUUACCAUAGCACAUUCUUUCAUUUAAUGUAUCAGUUCUUGUUCCAGGAUUAAACUGACAUUCACUCCUCC